GACUCGUCUUUUGCCAUACAAUACACUAGUGGUGAAUGAAAUCACAUAUACUUUCAGACAUAACUUGUGUGUUACUCAAGAGUUAGUUAAGUAUUUGUGAUAUCAGAUGGUUAUGUUUGUCAACUGUUAUGUCUAUUAUUAAUAUGUUAUGGGAAGCACAAGGACUCGGAUAAGUUUCUGGAUAUUUAUUAUCUCAUUGGGAGAUAUUUGUAGCGCUUUAAUAAAAAUCAAAGAGAUGUCUGUUCCCCGUCUGGUAGAGAACGGCACACAAGAGUCAGUAGUGUUAGACUGUAUUUACACAAUGGAUAGAAUUGAUGACAGAAAUCUAGUGGUCAAGUGGUUCCUCAACGAUGACCCGGAGCCCAUCUAUCAGUAUAUCCCUGAGUACGGCACUCGGUUUGCGUCCAGUCGUUUGAAGGGUCGAAUCAAUUUGGAUUAUGCCGUUAGUGACGACCCUUUAAUUAAACACAGAGCUAUCAAUCUUUUGCGACCCACUGUUGACUUGAGUGGCAGAUAUUCAUGUCAUGUCCAGUCAUUGCAGAGCCAAGACUCCAGAGAAGAGUCUAUGAUUGUCUACGCCACACCGACUGACAUAGAGUUUAGCCAUAAGCCGGUCACACGUAAAGAGUUCAGCGCUGCCCUCAGGAAACAUAAAAACAAAUAUAACGAUGCAAAUGAUAGGGACAGUAGUUAUAAAUCACAUUCAAAUGAAGACCAACAUUAUAAUAGUUUGUCAUCUGAGUUAAUGUGUAAAGUGAGUGAAGUGUAUCCGAUGCCAGAACUGACCAUUUAUCGGGUCGCUCACGACGGCACUCAACCGCGGACUUUAGACAUCUAUCGCAAAGAGUUUAAAUCAACGCCGAGAGGCGCUUAUAAUACAAGUGUUUCAGUAUUUAUUAACGACAAAGACUUAAUUAAAAAGUACGGAAACGAGGCAUCAAUUUUUGAGUGUCUCGUAGUUCUCAAUGAAAUCAAUCACGAAAUGAGAAAACGGAUUCAAUAUCUUCCAGUUAAUGAAGAGCUCACAAGUCUUAGCGCUGAUUCACGUAAAGUGUAUUUUGUGUUCACAAUAAUCUCUACAAUCAUAUAUCUCGUCCAUUGAAUUAAAUAUGAAUAAGACUUUAAUU
This is a messenger RNA of Oppia nitens, 1127 nucleotides long. RefSeq lists its product as uncharacterized. The transcript is spliced from 4 exons. Bases 149 to 1102 code for a protein of 317 amino acids. Lineage: Eukaryota; Metazoa; Arthropoda; Arachnida; Sarcoptiformes; Oppiidae. The record is from RefSeq and is a predicted model, not a curated record.